CUCUUUGCAGGUCACAUGAUUUCUGGGAAAAGGAGGAAGCAGCAAGAAGAGCACACUACAGGAAGAGAAACUGGGGGCGGCUGUUAUUACAGAGGGGAAUAGAAACUGAGAAAAAGACGUUCUGACACAGGAAAUAGCACAAGUUCUAAAGGUUUAAGAUGGCUACUGGUCGUGCACGGACCACUAGAAAGUUAAAGCCAUGGCUGGUGGAACAGAUUGAAAGUGGAAAGUACCAUGGACUGAUGUGGGAUGAUGACCUGAAAACUUGCUUCCGCAUCCCAUGGAAACAUGCUGGCAAGCAAGACUUUCGUCACGAUGAAGAUGCUGCCAUCUUUAAGGCAUGGGCUAUGUACAAGCAAAAAUACCAAGAUGGACAAAAGGUUAAUGCAGCAGUAUGGAAAACAAGACUUCGCUGUGCUCUCAACAAGAGCCUUGAAUUCCAAGAACUCCCUGGCAGAUCACAGCUGGAUAUAUCUGAGCCAUACAAAGUGUAUAGGAUUGUUCCACCAGAAGAGCAAUGUAUUGCAUCCUCUGAGAAGCAAAUCCGGAAAAGGAAGGUCCCUGUAGAUUCAAGGAGUAGUUCUUCUGAUGAAACCGGACCAGUAGAAAAGAAACCUGAAAUUGCUACAUUGCAGGCAUGUGAAAUUUCUGAGGUCACAAGCUCUGUCUCACCAGAGGAUUCUGGGAUUGGAAGUGACCUAAGCAACACAGAUACACCUAUUUUAGCGCAACAUAUUUCUGAACUUGAGUCGUCAUAUCCAAAUACCAACAUCACUAGUAUGACCCCCAUCCUUCCCAUUGAUGUUCCGUCACAUGAGACACACAAAGAUACAGGAUUGAGGAUUACAGUGAUUUAUAGUGGAAUUGAAGUGGCACACAAGGUGGUUCAUUGUGGAGAAUGUAGACUGUCAGCUGGGCCUCCUGUUAAAAGCUUCAUUGGUGGAAUGGAGCAUGUGCUUCUUCCUGCUCCAGGAGAGCAAUUUCAAGCAGACAUACGCAAGAGAACAGAGGUCCUUCUCGGCUUCCUUCAGUCUGGUGUUAUGCUGGCCAGUAAUGCUGAUGGAAUCUUUGCUCAACGUCAAAAAUCGUGUUUGGGACGUAUUUACUGGACAGGACCUUAUUCAAGUUCUCCAGAAGUGAUCAACAAACUGGAAAGAGAUGACUUUGUACAACUGUUUGACACAAAGAAGUUCUUGAGAGAUCUUGAAACCUACAAAGCAGAAGGAGGCACACCUCCUGAUUACCAUGUCACUUUAUGUUUCGGGGAGGAGAUUUCAGAAUCUAGCCACACUACGGACAAACUUAUCACAGCAAAGAUAGAACAACUUAUGGCCUCUGAGAUGGUGCACCAAGCAGCGGACAACCUCUGUAAUGUUCAGUUUAUGGAUUCACUCAUGCAGAAUUCCUCUCCCACAUAUCUCAUCACGCUGUUACCAGUAACUACAUUGGAUAGCAUUCCUGAAUAUUCAUAAUUUAGCUACGCCCAUAAAUUGCAUUUUAUCCAAUACCCACUACUGUCAUCCUAGUUUAAGACCAUUUAUAUAUCGUUUUGUUUGGAUGUUCAUCCUGGAUAAGUGUUAAGAUUAAUAUGUAAGUAGUUUAAUUGUGUGCCUUAGGCCUCAUGCACACGGCCGUUGUGCGGCCGUUCCGUGGAUUGGGGACUGCAAUUUGCGGUCCCAAUGCACGGAUAACAUCCUGCGGCUGCCAGGACGGAUCGAGACCUAUUCAACUUAAAUGGGUCUGUGAUCCGUCCGCACUGUAAAAAAAUAGAACAUGUACUAUUUUUUUGCGUUGCGGAGGCACGGACAGAAACACUGCGGAGUGCUUCCGU
Molecule: messenger RNA, 1831 nt
Organism: Bufo gargarizans (Asiatic toad)
Lineage: Eukaryota; Metazoa; Chordata; Amphibia; Anura; Bufonidae
Gene: IRF9
Product: interferon regulatory factor 9
Exons: 9
Coding region: 159-1472 (437 amino acids)
Biological process (GO): immune system process; regulation of transcription by RNA polymerase II
Cellular component (GO): nucleus
Molecular function (GO): DNA-binding transcription factor activity, RNA polymerase II-specific; protein binding; RNA polymerase II cis-regulatory region sequence-specific DNA binding
Source: RefSeq, a predicted model, not a curated record